Schistosoma mattheei is the source of this 1033-nucleotide messenger RNA. The record is from the annotation of a GenBank genome assembly. Lineage: Eukaryota; Metazoa; Platyhelminthes; Trematoda; Strigeidida; Schistosomatidae.
CUUUAACAACCGUACAAAUCAACCUAUGCGUUACGACAUUCUUGAUGGCUGGUAAUAAUCGUUCAGUGAACUGUUCAACUGCACUACAGCGAUUGAAACAAGACUACCUAAGGCUUUCAAAGGACCCGGUUCCUUAUAUAACUGCAGAGCCACUUCCAACUAACCUGUUUGAGUGGCAUUAUGUCAUCAAAGGACCAGUUGAUUCACCUUAUAAAGGAGGUUAUUACCAUGGGAAACUUGUUUUUCCGAGAGAUUUUCCAUUUCGACCUCCUUCAAUAUACAUGAUAACACCAAACGGUAGAUUCGCAUGUAACACGAGACUGUGUCUAUCAAUAAGUGAUUUUCAUCCUGACACAUGGAAUCCUGCAUGGUCUGUUUCAUCUAUACUAACGGGCUUACUGAGUUUUAUGCUGGAGAAUACGUGUACCAUGGGUAGUGUUGUGACUUCAACAUGCACUAAAAAACAACUAGCCAAAACCAGCGGAGAUUUUAACCUGAAGUCUGAAAUUUUCUGUGAAUUGUUCCCUGGAAUUGUUAAAGAGAUUCGCGAAAAUCUGACAGCUGAAGAACUUCGUAGUAAACUUUUAAAUUCAUCAAAUCGACGUCACUCACAAUCCGACGCAAGUACAAAUAACUCCGGCAUAAAUGGUGAAAAUAGAAAUGGAUGGCAUAUCUCCAAAUUAUUUGUCCUGAUCGUGUUUAGUAUAUUUGCUUUUCUUGUACAACUUGUCAUGAGAUUUUUAGAACCUAUUUGAUAAGUUAUCCAUACUUAAUCGGUUAUUUCAUGUAUAAACACAUUAUGUCGACAUGGUAGUGAUAACGUACAAUGGUGUGUGGAUAUUGUGUCACUUGUCUACUCUAUCGUUCUUUCAACUGUGUAAAAUUCAUGUAUAACUAUCCUCAGUGAUUAACUCUUGAUCUAAAUUUUUAAUUCUUAUUGUAACUAUUUUUAAUUUUUUCUUUAUGAAUUGGUCACAAUAAUGGUAAACACGAAUGCUGCGCAUGUAUCAUAUAAUAUACUUGUAAUGUCUGU